Ceraceosorus guamensis is the source of this 3467-nucleotide messenger RNA. RefSeq names its product kinase-like protein. The transcript has 3 exons. Gene Ontology annotation, biological process: protein phosphorylation; intracellular signal transduction. Lineage: Eukaryota; Fungi; Basidiomycota; Exobasidiomycetes; Ceraceosorales; Ceraceosoraceae. Gene Ontology annotation, molecular function: ATP binding; protein serine/threonine kinase activity. The record is from RefSeq and is a predicted model, not a curated record. The coding region runs from base 232 to 3447 and encodes 1071 amino acids. Gene Ontology annotation, cellular component: cytoplasm.
UCCUGCCUCGAUCCGGUCGACGUGCUUGCUUGCGUCUUGCGUCUUGCGUCUUGCGUCUUUUGCGAUGCGCUUCGCGCCUCUUUCAUGACCCUCAUCGCGCACUGCACGUGUCGACCAUUUCAAAGAGACCCGCCAUUCUAUCGAACAGACUCAUCCAAAGGGCUGCACGCACGCACGCACGCACGCACUUUUUUGCUCUUUGCGAAUGGCCUCCCUCGCACAUGACCAAACAUGUCUGUUCCGCACUUGCCGCCACAAGAUAAUGGCGCCGAUGUUCGACACCUCGCCUCCACGUCGGCAGCUGCUGUGUCCACGCCUACAGCUGCGACUUUUGCAGCGCGUGGGGCAAUGGCCAGCAGCAACGCCAUCGCUCCAUCCUCAGCGGGCGACUCUUCAGCUCUGGCGGAGACGCGCAGGCAAAGCGAGGGCCGGCCUCAUGUCCCUCGUCUCGAGACAGACGCGGCCGCUCUAGGCUUGGCAUCGCCUUCCCGUCCUUUUGCCGAUUUCACGCAAAGCGGCUUUGCGGGAGUUGCGCCACUCGUGCUCGGCUCGGAAUCGACAUCCAAGCAAUCUGCAUCUUCAAAAACUGGGGCAUUCUUUGGAUCCAAUGGAGGCGCAUCCUCUACGCCGAUCUUGCCAGCGAGCGCCAGCGGCUCGAGCAGCUUUGCGGGUUGGAGCUCACACAGGAGAGAGACGUCCGCAACCUCCUCCAUCUCCUCGGCAAUGGGCAAUCAAAGCUUAGUGGGAGAUACGAGUGCAAGGUUGGGGCACAGCAGCAGUACCUUUUCGAUAGGCUCCUUGGACAGCGUAGGAGGCAUCUCGACGAGCGGACCGGAAGGCGCUACUGGCAUCGUCCGACAAGGAUCUUCAGGCAGAGCGGCAUCUGGUCGAUGGGCUGGAGGUUUCGGCAGCAGUUUGCAGACGCCCAGCACGGGAGAUUUGAGCUCCGCUUCGUCUACCCGGUCUAGGAGGGUGUGGGAAGAGUUUGAGGGCAAGCCCAUCACCCCCCUACCCUCUCCCGGCGUCGUCGCAGCAUCCAAUCAGGCCGCUGGGCUGGGCUACUUCGAGUCGCGCUCGGCUGGUCUUGGAGCAAACGAUCACGCCAGCACGUCGCGGAGCUCCCUCGAGAGACAGGGGCGUCCCCACGACUUUAUGAGUCGCACCGACUUGCAGGAACAGGAAGAGCAUGCGGAACCCGAGACGCCCGUAUCUCGCAACAGAGCCUUUUUCGGCAGCAGCGCUCCAUCUCCUUUGGGACAAGUCUCAUCGCCCGUCUCCGCUUCCUCAUUUUUCUUCUCGAGCGCAGCACCCAAAGCGACACCUGCUCCAGCUCCUUCGCGUGGCGCAACAGCUCCACGCGCAGCUAGCGGAGGCGGUAGCUGGCUCGCUCGUGGCGCUAUGGGUGCAGGGACAGAUGAAGUCGCUCGACCCGAGUUCGCCUUAUCGCCACCCGCGACGCUGGCUAGCGCACCCAAUGCCAAUCUGCGCGGGCCAUCUCGAUUGCCAACCAUGCCGGUUGCGGGCAUGCCCAUUUCCGGGACGUCUUCUGUCGCUUCCACCUCAUCUGCCUCUUUAGCUCAGGCGCCGAUGGAGAGCUUGCCAAGUGCGAUGACGGGACAUGCAAUACCGCCCUGGAUCAAGCAGAGUCCACCUCCGAGCACGACCACGCGGGCAUUUGUGCAAAACCCGCAGCUUGCGUUGGAGGAGAGAAUGAGCUCCCUACCCUCUGCUGCUCUUGGCGCGGGAGACGCGAAUCGAACCGGAGAUGCUUCACAUCCACAAGCACCGUCGCAAGGUCGUGGGCCAAUCCUCACGCCCGAAACUCAAUUUGCCCGCAUUGGCGUUUCUGAUCCUCCAGUGCUGGAGCCUGCGCCUGCUCGAUCUCGCAAUGGCUCUUCGCAAAGCGCGGCUGAAGUUGCAGGUGAUAGGGCGGACUCGCUGCUGCUUCCUGCAGCUCAGAGGAGGGGCGGAGCGAGCAGGCACGUCCAUGGACCUUCGGAAAACGCCAGCGGAUCCUCCUUCUUGCCCGUCGCCGCCACUUCCUCCGGCCCUGCUGGUGCUCGCGUGGAGCUCGGUAGCGGAGCUGCGAUAGAUAGCGCGAGGAGACAGUCGGCAGCGACCAUUACGGGCAUAGGCACCGGCACAGAUGCGGAUGCGGAUGUGGAGGAGGAGGAGGAAGAUGCGAAUGAAGGCAGGGUAGGACAGUACGUGAUUGAGCGAACAUUGGGAAUGGGCGCUUUCAGCCGCGUGGUUCUCGCCAGGCGAAUAGCUCGCGAUGCAAUAUCGAGUUCGGAUACGAAUCGCUCGCGCACGCAUAGCCCCACAACGGCUUCGAGGGAAAAUGCAGCGGCGGAAGCAUAUGGGAAUGCGAACGCAAAUGGUGCGGGACAGCUGGGAGAGCAGCUCGUGGCUUUGAAAAUGCUCGAGAGGGAACCUUGCGCGCAGAACGAACGGAUGCGCGUCAGCUGGGUCAGAGAAGUGGAGGUUUUGAAACACAUUUCGCACCCUAGCAUCGUACGAUUCAUCGACUCUUUUUCCACACCGCGGCACCACAAUCUGGUCUUGGAACACGUGGACGGAGGCGAGCUGUUCGAGUUUCUUGCAAAGUACCAUCCGAUGCUGGCUGCGAGGGAAUGGCUGGUCAGGCGGAUAUUCGGAGAGGUCGCGCACGCUGUGGGUUGGAUGCACUCUAUCCAUCUCGUGCAUCGAGACAUCAAGCUCGAGAAUAUCAUCCUCACCAAGGACAUCUUUGCGGCUGUAGCUGGACAAAACGUCGCGCCGGCCGAUGUUGCGCCCGUGCCGCUACUCAAGAUUUCCGACUUUGGCCUCUCGCGCUUUGUGGAUCCGGCUUCGCCGAUGUUGGAAACGCGAUGCGGGUCGGAAGAGUACGCAGCGCCGGAGCUGAUCAUCGGCAAGCGGUACGAUGGUCGAGCGACGGAUGUGUGGGCGUUGGGCGUGGUGCUGUAUGCGCUGAUUUGCGGAUUCUUGCCGUUUUUGGAGGAUUCGGCUGGAGGAGGAGUGGCUGCUGCUGCGGCGAGGGAAGGAGGUCAGGAACGAAGUGCAAGGGAGCGCAAAGCUCAUCUGUUGCGCAUCGCCAAGGGGGAUUUGAGGUGGCCUGCAUUGACCAACGAGGCCUGCUUGGACGUGCCUCGCGCUCCUACGCCGCCAAGCAAUAGGCUCGUCACGCCCGCAGCUAGACACAUCACUGCCCGUCUGCUGAGAAGAGAUGCCAACAAGAGGGCGGCGGCUUGGGACGUCUUUGAGGAUGCUUGGAUGCUUCACGGCAGCUUUUCUCCAGAGCAGCCGGAAUCGUCUGCGUUGGGUCAGAAGACCAACUCUCUGACUGCCAUCUGCUUGCACAAUCCUAGGAGCGGCCAGGGUCAACGUUGGCUUCAAGAGCACGCGCGCGUCAUCGGUGCGGUCGCGGACGUUGCGCGUGACGAUUGAUCAAGGGGGCCUUUUGCUUG